Molecule: messenger RNA, 744 nt
Organism: Homalodisca vitripennis (glassy-winged sharpshooter)
Lineage: Eukaryota; Metazoa; Arthropoda; Insecta; Hemiptera; Cicadellidae
Exons: 3
Coding region: 1-744 (247 amino acids)
Source: RefSeq, a predicted model, not a curated record
AUGGCUUUAGAGGGACAACCGGAUGUGGACUACCUGACCGAGCAAGGUACGGGAUGGAGGUGUGAUCCCUGCAACAAGACGAGAAGAAAGAGCAUGAGGUUAGAGUACGCAGCAGAGGGUUUGACCUUGGAGACCAUCAUGAACACCCUGAAAGAGAUGCGUGAAGAGCAGAAAACCAACACGGCCGAUUUCAAUAGAUCUUAUGAAAUGUUAUACAGCAAGGUGGAAGAAAAUACUGUAACGUUACGAGAUGCCAUGGGGAAAAUUGAAGACUACCUAAGAGAAAUUGAACAGCUUAAAAGCGAAAAUGGAAUACCGGAAGAAAAAGAAGAACAAGUUUCAGAGCUUGUUAAGAAGGUAGGAAAAGCCCUGGACGUAAACAUCACCGACAGCAUGAUUGACGCCUGUCAUCGUAUCGGCAAGAAAACCUCGGAGAGAAACCAGGCUAGAGGGAUUGUUGUAAAAUUCGUGCGACGGACUGAUAAGGAGGAACUGAUGAAGAAGAGGCGAGAAAAGAAAAGGGACUUUUCCACGCGACACCUAGGCCUGACCAUGGACAUCCCUGUCUACCUGAAUGAAUCCCUGUCACCAGCGCGGAGGAGGCUGCUCGCCCAGGCACGGCAGCUGAGGAAGGAACGGGGAUACAAGUACAUCUGGCUGCGGAACGGCAACAUCUUGCUGAGGAAGGAAGAAAAAGCACCAGUAGUAGAGAUAAGAACCCAGGCUGACCUCAAUGGGUUGUAG